UUCUUCUUGGUUUUCUCAAUGAGAAAGGAAUCGGGGCACCUCUUAGCCCCGAGCACGCAUUCCAAAUCUACUUGACCGCCGCCCAAAAUGGUGAUAUUUACGGUCAAAGCCUCGUGGGCCAAUGCUACCAAUUAGGACAAGGAACCCCACAAAACAUUUACCAGGCAAUACAAUGGCUCCAUAAAGCCGCGAAAGCUGGUCUACCUAACGCGCAAUACCUUCUCGCGUUCUGUUUUUUCGAUCCACAGAACGAAUUCCAAUCAUAUGGUUACGCGUUUUCCUUUUUAGAACAAGCUGCGAAACGUGGAAAACGCGAGGCACAAAAUUGGCUUGGAUUCUUUUACCUGCAAGGCCUAGGCACCAAACAAAGACUCAAGCUUUCGCAUUACUGGUUUAUGAAAUCCGCAUUGGCUGGCGAUCGUGAUGGGCAACUGGGUCUCGCGCGAUUCUAUAGGAUUAUUUUACGUGAUAAUCGCACGAGUUUUUCGUGGUUGGUGAGAGCUGCGCAGGGGAAUAAUCCAAAUGCACAUUUCUUUUUGGGAACCUACUAUUACUACGGAAGAGGCACUGUACGAAAUUUACGAAAAGCAUUUUAUUGGAUUUCAAAGGCUAUCAGUGCUAGUGGACAACAACGACAAAAAGAUAAACAGCAGUGUCAAGAUUAUCGCGAUGGGCUUUAUCUUCGGUCCUCUGCUUUGGAAUUUCUAGGAAUGUCCUAUGAACGGGGUCAACAAGCUCCGAGAGAUGUACAUAAAGCUGUUAUGAUUUAUCGACGAGCUAUUGCUGCUUCUGGUGGUGUGGAAGGGCAUCGGUCAAUGUUAAAUUUGUGUCGAAUUUUCCGUAAUGAUUGGUAUUGA
Molecule: messenger RNA, 857 nt
Organism: Ambispora gerdemannii
Lineage: Eukaryota; Fungi; Glomeromycota; Glomeromycetes; Archaeosporales; Ambisporaceae
Source: the annotation of a GenBank genome assembly